Messenger RNA from Schizophyllum commune H4-8, 1208 nucleotides. Its product is annotated as RNA 3'-terminal phosphate cyclase. The transcript has 2 exons. Gene Ontology annotation, molecular function: RNA-3'-phosphate cyclase activity. Gene Ontology annotation, cellular component: nucleus. Lineage: Eukaryota; Fungi; Basidiomycota; Agaricomycetes; Agaricales; Schizophyllaceae. The coding region runs from base 75 to 1208 and encodes 377 amino acids. Gene Ontology annotation, biological process: RNA processing. The record is from RefSeq and is a predicted model, not a curated record.
ACCGGCACAGAUAUCCCAUUCGUUGAUACUACACAUCCACAGUAUACGCAGCCUCCACUCAGCUUAUUUUGCCCAUGCCUUCCAAACUCAUCGACGGCAGCACCCUCGAAGGCGGCGGUCAAAUCCUCCGCAACAGCGUCGCUCUCGCCGCGCUCCUCUCCACGCCCCUCUCCAUCCACAACAUCCGCGCCAACCGCUCUCAGCCCGGUCUCAAAUCCCAGCACGCCGCAGGCCUUCGGCUCGCUGCUGAGAUCAGCAGCGCUCGACUUAGUGGCGCGUCCGGGGCGUCCAGGGCGUUGACAUCUGAGUCUGACGUUUCCAUCGGCUCGACCGAGGUCGACUUCAUACCGGGUAGGAUAAGAACUGGCAUCGAAUACACAGGAGACGCCAUCACAGCCGGCUCGACGACUUUGCUCCUGCAAAUCGCGCUCCCAAUGCUCGUAUUCAGCCACGAGCCCCAACCAACCAAACUCACCCUCCUCGGCGGCACGAACGCGACGCAGGCGCCCCAAGCAGACUAUGCCCAGCACGUCCUCUUGCCUUUCUGCCGGCAGACAUUUGGCCUCGACGCAGACCUGGCCAUCCCGCGAAGGGGCUACUACCCCAAGGGCGGCGGUCGGCUGGAGGUUACAAUUCGCCCAGUGACGGGCCCGCUGAGACCGGUGACACUCCUUAGACGCGGGAAGGUCCAGCGCGUCCGCGGCAUCGCCCACGUUGCCGGCGUGCCGCGCUCCCUCGCCGAGCAAAUGGCGCAGGGUGCGCGGAAUGUGCUACGCACUCUUCCCGAGCUCGAGAAUAUCGACAUCGACAUCGAGUGCACGCGCGAGCGCAACGACAAUACCGCGGGCGCCGGGAGCGGGAUCGUGUUGUGGGCCGAGCUCGACGGCGGAGGUAUCCUCGGCGGAAGCGCAGUGGGCAAAAAGGGCGCGAGUGCCGCUUCAAAGGGGGAAGAGGCCGCUGGAGAACUUCUCAAAGCCUUGGACAACGGCGGAUGCGUGGACGAGUGGCUGCAGGAUCAAGUGAUCAUCUUCAUGGCUCUGGCUGGCGGCGAAAGCGCUCUCAACAUCGGGAAGGACUUGACGUUGCAUACAAAAACAGCAAUAUGGGUAGCAGAACAACUCACCGAUGCCAAAUUCACAGUCGAGGUGAACGAAGGAAUGCAUGUUAUUCAAUGUCAAGGCAUCGGAUACACCGCGCCCUCUGCGUGA